Molecule: messenger RNA, 1910 nt
Organism: Salvelinus namaycush (lake trout)
Lineage: Eukaryota; Metazoa; Chordata; Actinopteri; Salmoniformes; Salmonidae
Product: growth/differentiation factor 6-A-like
Exons: 2
Coding region: 45-1295 (416 amino acids)
Biological process (GO): SMAD protein signal transduction; BMP signaling pathway
Cellular component (GO): extracellular region
Molecular function (GO): growth factor activity; cytokine activity
Source: RefSeq, a predicted model, not a curated record
UCAUUGUGGCGAGGGCUUCGAAACAUCUUUGGGACACUACCACCAUGGACGCAUUUCAAGUACUAUCGUUAUAUUUGUUACUCAUCUUCAUUUGGAAUAUACCAUGUUUUCAGUCAGCUGCCAUCAUAUCUCCCUCUGUGCCAAGGAGAAACAAGGGAGCCAAGAUCCUUCAUGAUGGACAAAUGUCAACCAAAUUUCCCAAAGAGAUCUUCGCAUCUUCUCCUAUCUUAAGCCAUCACCGAGAAGACUUUAAUAAGGACGCAAUUGUGCCCCACGAUUACAUGCUCUCCAUAUACAGGACGUAUUCGGCUGCAGAGAGAAUCGGACUAAACGCAAGUUUUUUCCGCUCCUCAAAGUCUGCAAACACCAUAACAAGUUUUGUGGACAGAGGAACAGACGAUCUCUUGCACUCUCCUUUGCGAAGACAAAAGUAUCUGUUUGAUGUCUCAACCCUUUCAGACAAAGAGGAGUUGGUUGGAGCUGAAUUAAGGAUAUUUAGAAAAGUACCCGGGGAUUUGCAAACGUCCCCGACAGGUCUCUAUGACAUUCAAUUACUCUCCUGUCGAUCAGAACGGCUACUGCUACUGGAUGCAAGAUCCCUUGAUCCUCUGGAUUCCCGAAAACCAGGAUGGGAGGUUUUGGACGUGUGGGAAAUGUUUAAAAACAGGCAUCACUCUGCCCAGGGGAGCCAGCUUUGUCUCCAGCUCAAGGGCACUCUUGGUAAAUCAGAAAUGGAAAUCGAUUUAAAACAGAUGGGAUUUGACAGAACCGGUCGAACUCAGCAAGAGAAGGCCAUCUUGGUGGUUUACACCAGGUCCAAGAAAAGGGAGAACCUGUUCAACGAAAUGAAAGAGAAGAUCAGGUCUCGCGGAUCGGGGAGCAGGUCGGAGGAGGAGAGGGGCCUGCGGUUCAAAGCCAGGCGCCGACGGAGGACUGCAUUGAACAAUCGGCAUGGGAAAAGACAUGGCAAAAAGUCCAAAUCUAGAUGCAGCAAAAAGGCUCUGCACGUUAAUUUCAAAGAGCUAGGGUGGGAUGACUGGAUCAUUGCGCCAUUGGAUUACGAGGCGUACCACUGUGAGGGCGUGUGCGACUUCCCUUUGAGAUCGCAUUUAGAGCCAACAAACCAUGCCAUCAUUCAAACUCUCAUGAAUUCAAUGGACCCCAAUAGCACACCUCCUAGCUGUUGUGUUCCCACCAAACUCAGUCCCAUCAGCAUUCUUUACAUAGACUCGGGCAAUAACGUUGUGUACAAACAGUAUGAGGACAUGGUGGUAGAGCAGUGUGGCUGCAGGUAGCGUCCUUUUCUUCUGCGUCAGGAUAUGAAAGCUGUGGCAUAUCUUAAGCAUAUAGACCCAUGCGUUCUUGCCAUAUCAUGGUGCGCCUAAACUUCACUCAAAAGGGAUCCGCGAGAGACAUUAUUUGUAGUGUAGGCCUAUGCAAGCAUAUUUAUUUUGGUCAAAUUUAAACUCAGUACAAUCUCACAUAGCCUUAGACGUCCAAUUGUUGUGUUAAACUAAUACCUACUCCUAGCCUACAUUUCCGUCCACCUGAUAUGUUUUUCAAGAGCAUAGUCUAUUGUUUUGCGAGGCCCGGACAUGGAUAGACAGGUCGUUAUAAACCAUUAGUCCGCAGUAGAGGAGUGGGUAUCAACAUGCUAGUGAUAUGCUAUUAUUUGUCAUUUUCUGAGCAGACUUGGAAUUGUUAGUCUUCCAUCAGUGGAUUCUGUACGAAAUGGGCACAGUGGAAUGCACCUGUUCAAACUAGGCCGCAGUCACGGGAUAGCCCUUGUGCAUUGUUGCAGCUCCCUGCAACGGUCUUGCAAAGAGGACUCAUUUGUAGCGGGUGUUUCCAGGCUCACUGCCAGUGUCCAGCUGAAACUAUCGAGCUCUUCUGAUGCGUUAUCAAUCGGC